This is a messenger RNA of Aspergillus wentii DTO 134E9, 1299 nucleotides long. RefSeq lists its product as uncharacterized. Lineage: Eukaryota; Fungi; Ascomycota; Eurotiomycetes; Eurotiales; Aspergillaceae. Bases 135 to 1196 code for a protein of 353 amino acids. The record is from RefSeq and is a predicted model, not a curated record. The transcript has 7 exons.
AGUUUUCAAGAUUCAACGUCGUUAGAAGAAGAAUAUGCUCAAAAAUCCAUUCAAUGUCGAGUAAAUGUGCGCUGUGCUUUCCGGAAUAUGCAUAGCCUUAUUCCACCCACUUUCAACGGAGGCUUCAGGAAGUGAUGGCCAUAGAUAAGGCAGAGGUUCCUGCCUCAGGCUCGGUUCUACUUGAGCAGUCUAAAGUCGGGGAAGUCAUCAUCUGUAACACAAUCCUGAUAGUCAUCACCUCAUGUGGAUUAUCAAUACGGGGGUUUGUGGAGAUGAGGUAUCUGAAUGGCCUGAGAAUUGAUGGCGCCCUUUGCGUUGUUAGCUGGGGCUUUGCAUUUAUAUUAUGUUUUAUUUCCAUGUGGAUGACCAGAUAUGGCUAUGGCCGGCAUAUGACCUUUGCUGAAGCAGACACGUUGGCAAUGGUUACAUUGCUGAAGCUCAACUUUGUGACUCUUUUUGUCUAUCUGAUCUCCCUGGCCGUUAUCAAAGCAUCGUUCUGUCUACUAUACAUGAGAUUGUUUCGAGCAACCUAUGUCGCCCGGGCCUCUAUGAUAAUACUGGUAUUUAUCGUCUGCCAAUUCAUUGAAGAGAUAGCCGUUGUGAUCUUCCACUGCUCUCCUAUACGAAAGUUUUGGGAUGCUGGGGAUAAAGUACAAGGGCGAUGUUUCAGCCUUCUGGUCUUUUACUACGUCUCUUUUGCCACAAGGUUGGUUACGGAUCUUGUUAUAUUUGCGCUGCCAAUCCCAAUAUUGCUGAAACUCAACCUUGAAUCUUGGAAGAAAGCAGGGUUGAUUCUCAUGUUUGCGCUUGGGCUGCUAGUCUGCGCGACAAGUAUUAUCCGUUGUACGUACCUGGAAGAGCUUCAGAAUGAUUUUACCUGGAACCUCGUUGCCCCAUUGAACUGGUCCGCUGUGGAAGUUUGUCUUUUUAUCUUCAUCUCGUGCAUUCCUUCGCUGAAAGCGCUGGUCAACUUUCACUCGCCGAUUUUGCGCAGAGUCUUUAGGCUUUCCAGCACCGAUGAGUCUCAACGAUUCGACUCUCCUGAACAGAAAACCACAACAGGGCAAAGUCGUUUUAAAAUUCGACCUGCGUAUCAUCAGCGCCAUAUGGACGUCGAGAAUUCUGGGCUCCCUUCGCCAUUGGUAGAGGACAGUGAGGAGUCAAGAGCCUACAUGGCAGGUGGAAGGUUGGGGUGACAAAUAUCCAAUGUAUAUUCUUCCUCUGUUUAUUAUAUCAGAGCGGAAAUAUACACACACCUUCUAAUCUAUCAUCUUAUCCCGUAAAUAAUCCGCAAACCCC